This is a messenger RNA of Uranotaenia lowii, 5490 nucleotides long. It is a transcript of the gene Chi, whose product is annotated as LIM domain-binding protein 2. The transcript is spliced from 9 exons. Lineage: Eukaryota; Metazoa; Arthropoda; Insecta; Diptera; Culicidae. Gene Ontology annotation, biological process: negative regulation of transcription by RNA polymerase II; positive regulation of transcription by RNA polymerase II; nervous system development. The record is from RefSeq and is a predicted model, not a curated record. Gene Ontology annotation, molecular function: LIM domain binding. Gene Ontology annotation, cellular component: nucleus; transcription regulator complex. Bases 1 to 1935 code for a protein of 644 amino acids.
AUGUACGAUAUCUUACAAGCACUGAAUCAAUAUCCUUUUCAUUCUCCCAUUCCAGGAUUAAGUCGUCGAGGAGUGAAUGCUGGACCGCCCCUGAGCUUGCCAUCUACACUGGAGGACUCUACGAAUAAUUGGAAAGGAACGCCUACGGGUCCUGCCGAUCCAUCACAGCAAGCCGGUGGACCCGGAGGAGCUGGUGGCCCGGGUGGCCCGGGUGGUGGUGGAGGUCCCGGAGGUGGCGGAGGGCCCGGCGGUCAGGGCGGUGGAGUUAAUAGCUUUGGUGGACCGGCAGGCGGGAAUAACUUCGGCGGGCCGGUGUUUCCCGCCGCUGGCCAGGGUUCUCCUGCGGGAGGAUCCGCGGCAAACAAUUACCAAAAUGUUCCUCCGGGAACCGGCUCAAAUACCCCGCAGUACACGGCAUCGCCGGCCCCUUCGGGCUCGAGUACGCCGGGUCCUGGACCUCCACAAAACGUAGGUUCAGGUUUUCCUCCUCCAAAUGCUGGCGCGGGUGGGCCGGGUCCGUAUAACGGGCCCGGAGGCGGUCCCGUUGCUGGUGGUCCCUUUGGUUCGCCGUCCGCAAAUGGUCCUCAAUUUGGCCGACCGGGUAGUUCCGGGUCGGCGUUUGGUAGUGGGCCUCACUUUACGUCUCCUGGAGGACCGGGAAGUUUCGGUGGGCCCCAGUUUGGGAUGCCACCGGGGUCCCCGUUUGGGCAUGGACCCAAUGGUCCCAACAUGGGUGGGCCAAUGAAUCAAGGACACAUGAUGAGUGGUCCGCAGCCAGUAGAACGAAUGGAUCAGAGGUUUCCUUACAGUCAAUUGAAUGUUCCCAGAAGGCAUGCAUACUUCGGACAACCUGACUAUAGAAUAUAUGAACUUAAUAAGCGAUUACAGCAAAGAACUGAAGAAAGUGAUAACUGUUGGUGGGACUCGUUUGCCAACGAGUUCUUCGAGGAUGAUGCAACCCUAACACUAACAUUUUGCUUGGAAGAUGGACCAAAAAGAUAUACUAUAGGACGCACACUAAUUCCGCGGUAUUUCCGAAGUAUCUUCGAAGGCGGAGUGACGGAACUGUACUUUAACCUGCGGCACUCAAAGGAAUCCUUCCACAAUACAUCCAUUACGCUAGAUUGUGAUCAAUGCACAAUGGAGGCGUUACACGGGAAGCCUAUGUACACGAAGGUGAUAACCGAAGGUCGACUAAUACUGGAGUUCACGUUCGACGAUCUGAUGAGGAUAAAGUCGUGGCACUUCGCGGUGCGGGCCCACCGGGAGCUGAUACCACGAUCGGUGGUCGCCAUGCACACCCAACAGCCGGAUCCGACCAUGCUGGAACAGUUGACCAAGAACAUCACCCGGCAAGGGAUCACCAAUUCGACACUAAAUUAUCUGCGCCUAUGUGUGAUACUAGAACCUAUGCAAGAGUUAAUGUCCAGACACAAAGCGUACGCGCUCAGCCCGCGGGAUUGUCUUAAAACGACGCUUUUCCAAAAGUGGCAACGGAUGGUGGCACCUCCUGAUGCGCAAAGGCCGGCCAACAAACGAAGAAAACGCAAGGGAUCCAGUUCCGGUGCAGGAGUAGGAAAUGCGGGGCCUCCAGUGCCUAGCAAGAAACGAUCUCCGGGACCGAACUUUCCGCUAGCCUCUCAGGUGGACGUGAUGGUGGUGGGAGAACCCUCGCUAAUGGGUGGUGAAUUCGGCGACGAGGAUGAGAGGUUGAUUACCAGGCUGGAAAAUACGCAGUACGAUGCGGCCAAUUCGCUCGAACACGACAGCCACAACGCAUUUGGGGGUCACAAUGAUUCUCCGAUGACGGGAGGAGGUCCUGGAGGUCCUAACGCGUGGCAGGUAGAUCGAGGUGGUGGUCCGGGAGGACCCAACAACAGUGGUGGUCCGGCAAGUCAAGAUUCCGACAAGAAGAGUCCGUCGGUGUCCCAGUGACAGUUGUAAUAUUAUAGGGUGAAGGAGGAAAACCAGUAGAAAGCCGUCGCUUAACUUCUGCUGGUCAAGUUCUACCAACUUUAAGGAAAGUUCCCUUCCCUCCGAGCCCUAUUGAAACACAUGUUGAGAAAAUACCAAUUCUUAACGAAAGACGGCACGUACCACCAAGGAACAGCUACCAAUAAAAAUCUACCAUUCAUCCUGAAGCUGUAAAAAUGUUACACAAAACACAUAUGCACACAUAAUGCCACGGCCAGAUGCAGAGACGCGCCAGGAGAGUGACUGUAUUGUGGCCAGUGUGGUGGACCUGCUAGGACGGAUGCAUUGUCCGGUAUCCGGACGAUCCCGGCCAACAAUGGUCCAAUCGCUCAGCCCUGCAGAAUCUGCAUUCAGUUACAACUGAAUUGCAUUUCAACUUUCUUGCGGGUCUACAAGAUUUCCUAGUGUUUAAAACGUACAAGUUAGAAACCUAUGGUCACGAAAUACUUAAUACCGUAUUCUAGAAAUUGGCACCAAGUGGAUCUGUAAAAAUAGAAAAACAAAAUAUAACAUCAAUUGCGACCCAAAAAAAAAAACAAAAUAAACAAACACGAUCAAAGAUUUUUAUAAAAAGAAAUCACGACAAUUACAAAGGCAUUAAGAAAGAAGUAUUUGGGCAGAGCCACACUGAAACUAACCCAGCAAAACUAUUAAUUACGGAAUUUAUCUGGGAAAUAAAAUUACUGGAAAAAAAACUGCACGGCAAGAACCGAUAACAAGAAUAGAAACCGGAAUGGAAGCGAAAGUUUUCAAAACGGAAAUAUUGCAAUAUAGGAUAUCGUAAAUGGAAGACGAAUGAAUUUUAAUUUGGUUACAAAAAACACAGGACGGUUCUUGUUGAAAAAAUAGCUCGGUUUAUGCUGCAAGUAAAGCAAGCGCAAAAGCUACAAAUAAAUAACAUUAAUUGAAGUGAAUAAAAUGGGGUAAUGUUUAGUAUCGGUUGCAGCAGAUUUAAGAUGGUGAGGUUGGGACGAGUGUGUGAUUGUACUAGCGGAAGAAUGUAGAAAGGGAACGUGAGCGAGGAUUAUCGAUAUAAAAUAAAACAAAAUCUUUUACAAUUACAUGUAAAUGAUUCACGGGCGGUGUAAAUGUGGGAAUGUAAUAGUUUUCAGUUAGUUUAACUUUUUCCUCGUGAAAAUGGAUGUAGAGUGAGAGUAAACAAACAGUGGAUGGAAAGUUUAGUUUUCUUUGAACAAUUAUUUAUUUGCAUAAAAUCUGAACCCAAUUCUACCUACGGUUAUGAAGCAACAUCAUCAACAAGAAGAUAGAAAUCGAUCGCGGUGUUACCGAUCUACUCUCGAAAGUGUAAAGAUUUUCGUUGCUCUAGGAUGGAACUUUCUUCUGAAACAUUUGUUUUGAAAAUGAUCAAUACUCAGCGGAGAAAUAGGGCCCUAUUACAUAAGACGAGUCCCGAGUCAUUUUACUCGAGUGAGCCAUUUUGGUAUUACAGAAGUCGAGUCGAGUCGAAUUUCAGUCGAGUAGCUUGACUGAGUCGACUGCUUGAAAGUUCGUGACUCAGCUGUCACGAUUUACCGAGCCAAGUUUGCUUUGUUCCGUUUUUUUAAUUCGAUCAGUUUCACUCGACUACCGUAAUACUAAAUUUUGCUGGAUUCGAUAGUGACUGGAGUCGAUUCGAGUUACUCGACUCGUUUUAUGUAAUAGGGCCCAUAAUCUUUCCUUCCUCAACAAGCUCGCAAAUAAAAAUCUUUCAGUUAAUUUCUCACAAGUUUAAAAUUUAAAUAAAAAACCAAUGCAUUUUCUAAUUUCCUAUAAUUUUGAUCUAAAAUUUAGGACUACCCCUCAUAAAAUUCUGCAAUUGAACUGAGUUAUUUGAUUAAAAUUGAAAGUAAUCAAAGUAGGUAAACAUGAGUUUUUUUUAAAUAAUUUUGAAAGGAACACAUAACGUAAUUUGUUGUACUGUAAGUAAUCAACAGUGCUAAGUUCCUCUUCUAGGUCAAAUGGUAUAUCCUUGAAACCGAGAAAAUAUUUCCCACAUUAUGUUUUAAGUCUUCAUGAGCGUCGAAUGUGUUUAAAAUAAAAUUCAAUGUUUUUUACAAAUGGUUUUAUUAAGGCAUUUUACUUUUAAAGUUUUUAGGUGUCGGGAGUUUUUUUUCCUAAUUCAAAUCUUAAAAUGAUUUUUUUUGUAUUUUUAAAUAAAUUGCUAAAAAAUUGGUAAUUCUCAUAUUGUAAUUUAAAUAUAUUUUUUUUCAUAUUUCAACUACCGUUGACCUUGUUGAGUAUAACAUGGUAAGUUGAGUAUAACAUGUUGAGUAUAACAUGGUGAACUAAGGCUGUUUGAGUAUUGUAUCGUUUUCAAAACAUUGUAAUCGGAAAACCAUUUUGAACGCCCUUUUAACGAAUGGCGAUAUUUAAAAUCCACCUGCGACACACUUGUAAAAUACAAAAUAAGAUCACACGAAAAAACACACACACCCAAAACACAAAACAUUGUAUUUCUCUAAUGUAAUCGAAACUUUAAACCAACUGAAUCACAAAAUGUAUAGUAAACAAAACGUGACAUGGAAUUCCAUAGGCAAGGAUAACGGAUAUACUUGAAAUGCAACACAUGCACAUCUAAACCAAUAGACAAUUUUUUCUUCUCGGCCAGCAGAUGUCACUGACAAAAAAAAUGUUGGGCUGUUAGCAGUCUCGGAACAGGAAUUUAAAGGAAGAAAGCAAAACACAACUACUACAUCCAGCGUACAGAGAACAAAAAAGAAAUCGGAUUCUAGCCGAUACCGAAAGUACUAGUGUAUCUUACAAAUCUAGUAUUUUAAUGUAUUAAAAAUAGGAAAAUUAAAAAUAUUCUCUAAAAAAGGAAUGGUAAACCAAGUUAAAAUAAUUGCGUUUUUGAAACAACAGAACGGAACCCAGCAACCGAUUAAAGGAAGUAAAUUAUUUUAAUCAUGAAUCUCUUUUUAACAAAAUUCAGCAAAAGGAAAAUAACCACCCUAAACAAGUCAAACAAGAACCUUUUCAAACCAUUGAUAGAAGAAAAAACACGAAAGAACUAAACUAAAGCCUGUACAUUGUCGAAAACAAAUUCAACCGUAUAAAAAUUAACAAAACACGAUAGAUCGCAUCAAUGGGAAAGAAUAUCUCGUAGCUAUCAGGAUGUCGACAGCAGAACAAAAAGAAAACCGAAAAAUUGAUUCAAAUAAGAUCCGCGCAACGCGGAAAGUAAUUCGAAAAAGAGAUACUUGAAUAAAAAAAAACCAGAAGGGUGCCGAAAAUUACCACAUUUUUUUUACAAAAUCGGCUGAAAACAUAGAAAAUCAAAUCCAGCACACAGUGAACAGAAUGCUGCGAGGAGUUUGGAGAAAUGAAGAAAAAAAAACAUCGUCAGUAUUUGUUAUAUAAACAAUCAUUAAGAAGAAAAAGAGUGAUCAUUAAGGAAAAUCAUUAUUUUUACGUGUAUAUCUUAUUAUUAUUAUUGUAAUUUAAAGAAAAAAGAAAUAACAGAAAAGUGUUAGUAAAUCAUAAUUUUACGCGAAAAAAAUGAACAUCCAAAUUUAA